AGUUCUUUUAUAAAAAAAGAUGGAAGUGUAGUAAUGACUAAUAACCUAAAUCUUGGAAACAGAAAAAUAGUUGGUCUAGCAACUCCAACAACAAACACAGAUGCUGCAAACAAAAAGUAUGUGGAUGAUAACACAGCUGCUCCAGAUUUGAGUGAUUAUUUAGAAAAAGAUGGUACUGUCACUAUGACUGGGAACCUUAAUGUUGGUAAUAAUAAAAAAAUAAAUCUUAGUAAGCCAACCCAAGACAAUGAUGCGGCAACCAAAAAUUACGUCGACAAACUAGUUCAUCACACUGCAGUUCAACCAAGUCAUUAUAAAGAUGAGUUUAGUUAUCUCAUGUCAAGUGGGGCUCAAUGGACUGAUGAAACGGGUGGAGGAACCAGUUUUAGUAUAGAUAAGAUAGAUGACUUACCACCAAACAAAGGAAACUUUCACGACUAUAAUCACAAAGUAAUUUAUAUGUCAAUAUACAAUAAAACUGGAUAUAAAUUUAAGAUGGGAAUGAAUUUUUACCGUCUACCUACAAAUACUGACUUUACCCUUUGUCUAGAAAUACUCAACACUGAUUAUAUUCUUUGGAAUAGGACACAAAUAAGUGUUGACAAAGGAACGUCAAAAGGAUUGACAAUAGGAAAUGUUACUAUAAAAAAUUUCUCCCAUAGCUAUACUGAUUCAAGGGGUAAAACAGCUACUAUUUACUACCAUAGGAUAAUAGUUAAUUUUCGAAAGUUGUCAUCUGGGAAUAGAUUCUUUCUUCACAUUCUUGUUAAUAUUCCACUGUCUAGUGUUGUACAUUAUAGAUUUCCAUAUAAAUUUUCAGGAGUUUACAUGAUUGCCUAUGGAAUUGUUGGUACAUUUAGCAAUAUCGAUCCAGAUAAAGUUUACGAUUAUCACACCGCAUUUGAUAUCAAACCAACAGAAGUGGUGUACAACGUUGAUAUAAACGCAAAUAAUAAAAAAAUAUUAAACAUUAAUCUCGAUAGAAACACUGCUAACAGUGCUGCAACAGUUGGAAUGGUAAAGGAAUUAGCUCCUUACACUGUAAAUAAUUUGUACAGAGAAUAUUUUGAAGAAGUUUUUGAUUUUAGUGAUGCAAAUAAUUACAAAUUAAAUAAAACUUCAUCUGGCAUUGUUUUUAAUUAUUUGAAAUCUAUUACUGGUAAUACUGCAAGAGAUAUGGGUAUACCUAAUAGAACCCUAGAUGAUAUAAGAAAAGAAGGUUUAAAUAUUAAAAAUUAUAAAGUUAGUUUUUCUCCUACUGCUGGUAUACAAAAAUAUACUUUUUGUGUUAUUUUUUAUCAUUGGAGAAAUAGAGAUUUUAGCCUAACAAAAGAAGAUUCAAGUGGUGGAAGGUUAAUAAAUAUAUACUACAAUAAAACAAACAACAAAGUAACUUUAACUGUUAAUAAUAAAAAUAGCGAAAUACCUAUGCUAAGUGAAUUUAGUGGGAAAAAAAUUGUUUUAUGGUUGAUAGAAGAUCGUAACCAAAAUGUUACAAAAGUUAAAAUAAGUAGCUACAACUCAAUAUUAAGCUUACCAGUAGUUCGUUACACCAACGACCAAGGGUUUGUGUUUAUGACACAAGAUGGUAUAAUAGAUAAAAUAAUGUUUUCUCCAAACUUUUACGACACCGACUCUGUUGAAUAUCACAAGAUAAUUUUACAAGAAAAGAUAAAUGGUAGUUACAUAGAAUAGUGGGGGGAGUGCCUCCCCCAAAACCCCCCUUCUGAUAAUAUAAACAAAAGAAUUAAAUGAAGGAUAUCUUUGAAUUCAAUCACAUAGAUAAAUCUCUUUCAGAAUCAGAGGUUAAAACCCUAAAAGACUUUUAUAGUCACUACCACAAAAAAUGCUGGUGUUUUAAGAAAUCGUAUAAAAGUUAUAAAUUUCUUGAUGAUGUUUUUACAAUCUCUGGAAUAUGUUUGGUUGCAAUAGGAACUAUUUCUGGUGGAAUAACCCUAAACCCUGUUGUUCUCGGAGUAGUAAAUGGAGCUGGAAUUAUAGUGGCGGGAAUUGGAAAGAAAAAUAAUUAUAAGAGAAAAAUUGAGAUGACAAGGAUUGCAUUCACUACUUAUGAAAAAGUACUUGUUGAACUGCGAUCAGCUCUUCGGGGAGAUGAAUUUAAUAAACAAGAGUUUGUUGAUCGCAUGAAGUUGGUAGAUGAAAUGAUAAUUGACCAAACACCUAUAGCAGAUAGAUUUGUUAGUAGGUAUGGUAAAAAGUUUGAACUAAGUAAACAGUGA
Molecule: messenger RNA, 2240 nt
Organism: Porites evermanni
Lineage: Eukaryota; Metazoa; Cnidaria; Anthozoa; Scleractinia; Poritidae
Source: the annotation of a GenBank genome assembly